Molecule: messenger RNA, 1260 nt
Organism: Pan troglodytes (chimpanzee)
Lineage: Eukaryota; Metazoa; Chordata; Mammalia; Primates; Hominidae
Gene: LRRC75B
Product: leucine rich repeat containing 75B
Exons: 4
Coding region: 62-1009 (315 amino acids)
Source: RefSeq, a predicted model, not a curated record
CCGGGAGCGGGGCGCAGACAGCCCGGCCUCCUGUGGGUUCGGCGACCGUCGCGCGACGGCCAUGGGGGCGCGGCUGGGCCGGCGGGCCGGGCCCGAGGCUGGCUCCGAGGCCGGGGCGGCGGCCGGCUGCGGGCCCGCGCCCUACGAGCGCCGGGUGCGGUGGCUCCGCGAGAUCCAGUCCACGCUCCGCGAGCGGCGGCCGGAGCGCGCCCGGCAGCUGCUGCGCCUCCUGCGCCAGGACCUGGGCCUUGAGAGGACCCUCCUUCCUGAUAUCCUCUACAGAGAUGUGGCCUUCCUCAACACGGUCGACCCCAUCUCCCAUGACCUGCUUGUGAACCUGGCCCGGGACCUGCAGUGCCCCAAGAAGGACUAUGAGCUCUGGAAGUCCUCGGACAAGAUCUGCCGACAGCUCAUCUACCACCUCACCCCUCACUCGAAGCAGCAGCAAGGGUCCAGCCUGCGCCAGAGGAAGACCCAGAGCUGCCUCAAGAGCAGCCUCCAGAAGACUCUGCUGGCAGGGGAGACUGUGGACCUCUCGGGCAUCCCGCUGUCGACACAGGACGUGCAACACAUCACACGCUACCUGAGCAGCCAUGGUGCUGUGCUGGCAGUGCUGGACCUGAGCUUCACGGGGCUGAGUGAUGAGCUGCUGCACCUCCUGCUGCCCAGCCUGUGGGUGCUGCCCCGCCUCACCCAGCUCCUGCUCAACGGCAACCGACUGACGCGGGCCACUGCCCGCAAGCUCACUGAUGCCAUCAAGGACACCACCAAGUUCCCUGCUUUGGCUUGGGUGGACCUGGGCAACAACGUGGAUGUGGCUUCCCUGCCCCAGCCCCUGCUGGUCGGCCUGCGCCGGCGGCUGAGCCAGCGCACCUCACUCCCCACCAUCUACGAGGGCCUGGACCUUGAGCCUGAGGGCAGUGCGGCCGAGGCCACCACCCCUGCCUCCACCUGGGACUCCACAGCUGCUGGGCUGGGACCCGAGCCCCAGGCCUGCUGUGCCAGGUGACCCACCACCCACCUGGCUCAUUGCUACUGACUUGUGAUGCUCUCAAGCACAUGAUAGUGGGCGAUGAAGGUCAAGGAGGACUCACAGGCCCCCAGAAAUCCAGUGCAAAUGCUCAGCCUGAGAUUAAGGGGACAGAAGAAUGGACUCAUAGGUGGCCAGGUGGCCAGCCCUGGCUAGAGGCUCAGCCUUCCCUCAGUGGGAGGGGCCCCAGCACCCACAGUGUGGACCCUGCAAUAAAGAGUGACACCCGC